AUGAAUACCAAGUAUCUCACACUUGGUUUUGUGUUAACUUUGUUCUUGCCCCUAGCAUCAGCAAUGAACUCAUAUCACCCAAAACAGAUUCCAGCUAUGUAUGUUUUUGGUGAUUCCUUGGUUGAUAGUGGAAACAACAACUACCUUCCAAUAGGCGGACCAACCUUUCUUCCUUAUGGUAUAGACUUUGGUGGCAAACCUACAGGUCGAAACACUAACGGAAAAACAGUGGUUGAUUACAUAGCUAUACAUCUAGGACUACCCUUUGCCCCUCCCUACAUGGGUCUGUCAAAGCAUCAAAGGGAAAAAAUCACCACAGGCAUAAAUUAUGCAUCCGCUGGUUCUGGCAUGUUCCAUAAUGGAACUUUCCAUGGCACUACCAAAUUUGCUUCAAACCUGCUAAAAGAAUUCUCCCUACGCUUGCAGAAAAUGUAUGACCUAGGAGCAAGAAAAUUUUUGGUGAACAAUAUUCCUCCAGCAGGUUGCUUUCCAUCAAGAGCUGUCCACACAAGACCAAGAGGAAAAUGUGUUGACAAGAUAAACAUUGGGAUCACAUUUUACAAUAGGAGGUUACCCAGUUUACUCCAUGAGCUGCAAUCUCAGCUUCCUGGCUCUGUCUUUGUACAUUCAGAUCUCUACAAGUUCCUUAUAGAGCUAAGGGAAAAUGGAGGUAGAUAUGGUAUACGAGAGACAUGGAAACCUUGCUGCCCCAAUAACAUUUAUGGUGAUCUUAAAUGCCGUCCCAACACUGUUCCUUGUGCAAAUAGAAACGCUUAUCUUUUCUUUGAUGACCACCCUACUCAGAUUGCAAACCAUAUAUAUGCAACUCGUUGCUUCAAUGAAUCAACUAUUUGCAGGCCUUCUGGCCUCAAAAUGUUCUAG
This is a messenger RNA of Gastrolobium bilobum, 882 nucleotides long. Its product is annotated as GDSL esterase/lipase At2g03980-like. NCBI's taxonomy places the organism in Eukaryota, Viridiplantae, Streptophyta, Magnoliopsida, Fabales, Fabaceae. The record is from RefSeq and is a predicted model, not a curated record. The transcript has 5 exons. Bases 1 to 882 code for a protein of 293 amino acids. Gene Ontology annotation, molecular function: hydrolase activity, acting on ester bonds.